Messenger RNA from Trematosphaeria pertusa, 2078 nucleotides. RefSeq lists its product as uncharacterized. The record is from RefSeq and is a predicted model, not a curated record. The transcript has 3 exons. The coding region runs from base 85 to 1833 and encodes 582 amino acids. Lineage: Eukaryota; Fungi; Ascomycota; Dothideomycetes; Pleosporales; Trematosphaeriaceae.
AUACCCUUCGAUUCAAGCCUUAUAAUCCAUGGCUGUCCUGUGGUGCUCUGUUCCGAAGCGUGUCCGUCGUCGCCGCCGAAAACCAUGAACACUGUCACAUUGCUCGUCGCUCACUUACUAUGGCUUUCCGCCUUUGCGCAAGAUACCGACCGCGAUAACACCACAGAGCCCCUCUCGACAUAUGUUUCGAGACCAGACCUCAAAGCUCCGGCGCUCAAUGUGACCGUUCAAGAUAGUUACGACACCGGUUACAUCUUUAUUUGCCCCUAUAGAGCCACGCAGACCGGACCGUAUAUUUUCGACAAAGCCGGAAAUCUAGUUUGGUCAGGAUACAAUGUUACCGAGCAAAAUGAAGAAGCCCAAAUCAACACUCAUGAACUGCGCAUCUGUGCCUAUCAAGGCUCAGAUCAUUUGUGCAUGUGGAAGGGCACACAACCAUCCGGCCACGGACUAGGCCACAGUAUCAUUCUAAACUCCAGCUACGACGUCGUCCAAACCUUCGGAACAGGAAACAACGCCCCCCUGAACGACUUCCACGAAUCGUGGGUUAUUGGCGACGGCGAGACGGCACUACUCACCGCAUACAAUCCAAUCCAAUACGACCUGGCCGCCUACGACAUUAAUUCCAAUCCGCAAUGGCUGACCGAGGGCAUGUUCCAAGAGGUCGACGUCUCCUCCGGCGAAGUCAUCUUCGAAUGGCAUUCCAGCGAUCACGUGGACCUUUCCGCCAGCUACGUUCUCCCGGGAGAAAGCGAGGUUUCCGGGAAUGGAACGAGCGCAACAUCGGGCUGGGACUACUUCCACAUCAACUCCAUCGCCAAAAGCUCGACUGGGGACUACCUCAUCUCUGCUCGGCACACAUCAGCCCUCUACUACAUCAACGCAUCUGAUGGCUCCAUACUAUGGGAAUUGAGCUACGGUAGCCCAAACAGCACGUUCAGUUUCACCACCCAAUUCAACUUCACGUUCCAACACCAUGCGCGCUUCCUAUCCGAAAACGACACCCGUACUAUUAUUUCUCUCUUCGACAACGCGAGCAACGAUUUCAACGAGACGGCCACACAGUCGUCCGGCAUGGUCAUCUCGCUAGACCUGGAGGCCAAAACAGCGACACUGAUCGAUAGGACGUACGCGCCUAUUCCCGGUGGCAUCCUCGCCGGUUCGCAGGGAAAUUACCAGGUCCUAGACAACGGCGGCACGUUCAUAGGAUGGGGCUCCGUCCCCGCCGUCUCCGAAACAAAUGCUGCUGGCGACCCCGUUUUGUACGCCACAUUCGGCUCCUACGUGUACAACUACCGCGCCUACACAUACAACUGGACCGGCCGCCCAUCGGAUAACCCGGCCCUCGUCACGCCCGCGCAACCCGAGAACGCAACAAAUCCACUCCUUGCCUACUUCUCGUGGAACGGAGCGACAGAAGUAACCCAAUGGCGUCUCUGGGGCAGCGUGAACAACGAAACAGGAUUCCAAGAGCUCGACAUCGUGGAUAAGCAGGGCUUCGAAACGAGCUGGUCGAGCGGGAACUACACGCCGUUUAUCUUCGUGGAGGCGCUUAGCAGCGAGCAGGAGAGUCUGGGGAAUUCGAGUACGGUGGGCGUGGGCCGGAGAGCAGGGAAUGGGACGGUCGUCAUGCCGACGAGUGUGCCGCUGAACGAUACGAUUAGUCCGAGCUCGACCGCGAGUUCGUCUUCAAGCCCGACGGGGGCGUCGGGGACAGGGGCUGCGCAGCCGAGUCAGACUGGUGCUGCGGUGCUGGUAGAGGGAGAUGCUGGGUACGCUGUGUACACGGGGUUGGUGCUGGGAGGGAUUGCGAUGGUGUUUGCGAUGUUGUAACGAGGAAAGGAGGAUGUGGUAAUGUUGUCAUGAAUGACGAAUAUAAAUACGACUUGAGUAUCAGACUCUUUGGCUAUGACCUGGGAGCGUCUUUGGGCAGCUCAAAGAUAGAAUCUUCAUCGCCCGCGGCCGGUGGAGUGUCUAGAAGGCCGCGCGGGCUCGCUACGUUCGGUGAAAGUCAUGGGAGGAGUGUCUAACGGAAAUUAGAAGAUUGCAUCCGCAGGCUACGAUGGAAUGGUCAAAUU